Molecule: messenger RNA, 1521 nt
Organism: Lepisosteus oculatus (spotted gar)
Lineage: Eukaryota; Metazoa; Chordata; Actinopteri; Semionotiformes; Lepisosteidae
Source: RefSeq, a predicted model, not a curated record
GUCGUGAUCUGUGUCUCUUGGUAACCGCACGGCGAGUAACACCGUCAAAGCACCUCUUUGAAGCGAAGAGUCAGGGUGAACCGAAGUCGUGGAGAAAGCAUUAAGAGGCAGUUUGCUUCCAUCAACAGAAAGAACAGAAAAACGAAUCGAGAUGUAGACUGGAAAUCGGAAAAUUAUCAACGAAAGAGCAAAAAAACAAACAAACAAACAUUGAGAUGAAUAACACCUGCCCAGUCGCACCGUCGGUAGCCCUUCAGCCUGUGUGGGAUGCGCUCCGCAGUCACGACGCUCUCCUGCUGUCACCGUUCUUCCCGGCUUUCAUUGCGUUCGCGGCUCACCUGGCUAUGUCUUUACCUUUCCUGGCUUUAGACCUCCUCGGUCCUCGCUGUGCCACGCUGCACCGAUACCGUAUUCCCCGCAUCAGGGUCCAGCCGGCGAGUGUGCAGGUGUGGUGGCAGUGCCUGCUGAGGAUAGCGCGCAAACACCUAGCGGUGAUCGUCCCUGUCACCUUGGUCAUCCAACGGGUGAGGACGCCGUCUCUGCCAGCCGAGGCUCCGAGCUGCGCCAGAGCCCUGACCGAGGUCACUUUGUGCCUGCUCCUGUUCGACUCUCUGGUACCACAGAUGUUUCAGUUGAUGCACAGUGCCCACCAUCAGCACCGGGACACCUUUGCCCUGGCAGCCCAGGAUUCCAGCAUCUGGGAGUUGCUGUCCCUGCAGGUCCUGGCCCUCUCCAUCACCGCCCUGCUGGGCUGCCAUCCACUCAGCGAGGUAGUCUUCCACCUGCUCAAUUUAUGGCUGGCCGUGGAGUACCACUGUGGCUACGACCUGCCCUGGGCUACCCAUCGCCUUGUGCCCUUCCACCUGCUUGGGGGGGCCCCUUUCCACCAAGCCCACCACCAGCUUCUCCGUGGCAACUACGCCCCCUACUUUACUCACUGGGACCACCUGUUCGGGACCUACCUGGAAAUCCCCAAGGACAGACCAGCUCACCUUUUGCUGGGAAAGAAAAAAGACCUCAAAGACGCUGCCAGCAUCUCCAGGACCUAGUUGCAAAGCCCUGACCUAAAAAAAAUGGGGAAAGAAACAGAAAAGCUUGUCUUUGUUUGCAGUCUUCUCCUAAGUACAGCAAUGCCCCUCUUUGUAGAUGUACCACAAAGAGAAUUACAUCCUGACAGCCUGCUUAUAUUUGUAAAUUGAUUAUGUUUGUUUAAGGGCAUUCUAAUGUAAAGUGCUUUGAAUAUUUGGCUUGGGGGACUUACAUUGUUGCUUUGCAGAGCUUGGGCCCUGAGAUCAAUUCCCUCGUGGGGUGUUGUCUGUGUGGAGUUUGCGUGUUCCCCUUGUGUUUGCAUGACGUUUCUCCUAGUGCUCUGCUUUCUUCCCAUGGUCCAAAGACACACUGGUAGGAUAAUUGGCUUUUGGGAAAAGUGCCCCUAGGGGUGAGUCUGUUUUUGUCUCUGUGUGCCCUGCAAUGGACUGGCGUCCUGUCCAGGGUGUACCUCACCGUGCACCUGUUGCUUGC